Messenger RNA from Fusarium proliferatum ET1, 636 nucleotides. RefSeq lists its product as uncharacterized. The record is from RefSeq and is a predicted model, not a curated record. Lineage: Eukaryota; Fungi; Ascomycota; Sordariomycetes; Hypocreales; Nectriaceae. The transcript has a single exon. The coding region runs from base 1 to 636 and encodes 211 amino acids. Gene Ontology annotation, biological process: GPI anchor biosynthetic process. Gene Ontology annotation, cellular component: glycosylphosphatidylinositol-N-acetylglucosaminyltransferase (GPI-GnT) complex.
AUGCUCUCAACAUCGCCCCGUCUUCUCAUCCGACAUCCCUCUCCAACAACCGCCGAAUUCACUGUCACGACUCUCCGGCCGAUUCCACCAGCUCUACAUACACUGCUCUUCAUCUCCCGAAUUAUCCUCUCGAUCUUCGCCCUUCUUCUUCUCCACGCGCGCCUGACUCUACACCCUUUUCUCGCCUACGCCCCUCCCUCUCUCCUCAAGAUCAUACCAGCUUCAUACCUCCGUGCACCAACCUCGACCGCUGCUCUUGCGCAAAACAUACCGCUAUCUGUGCUCGUUCCCGUGAGUAUAGUUGUGCUAUGGCUAUCCAGUCGAAGAGGCUACGCCAGUGAGAGUAUUCUCGUUAUAAGAGGCUUGGGUGUACAGACUAGUGAAAGUCCAGGGAGUUAUCUUGCAGGUACGGCGACGAGGUUCAUACCGACCGAGAAGAUCCAAGACAUUCUCGUCAAUGAAGCGUUUCUUGGGUUCGAGGUGAGAUACUACCUCAUUGUCAUAGUCGAAGGCGAGGAUGAUGUGGUGGUUGUAUUUCCAGGCUUAUUACCACCACGAAAGAUUGUGGAAGAAGUUUGGAGGGGCGUUCGACGGUGUUUGUAUGAGCAAAGAGGAGAGGAUAAAUCACUGGGCUAA